UCUCUUCGCGAGUAGAGAUAAGGACACAUGCAUGACGCUCAUCGACGGUCCAGAUUCACUCUGAAGGUUCCCUUUAACGGUACGCUGACCGUCGGAUCUAGUCGUCCACCCAACCACGGUUAGCCACGUUAACCGUGGUUAGGUGACAUGCUGAUAGGCUGGUUUUCAGAGUGAAGAUGAAAGCUUUAAUGCAGACUUAGGAGUGAGGUGAGAGAGGAGGAGGGGAGAGAGAGACAGAGAUCGUGUUCUCUCUCUGGAUUAUGGAGGAGCUCCUUCCCUUUUCUUCGUUUUAUCCGAUUCUUCGAUUAGGUUAAGAUUUCCUAUUUAUGGGAAUUUUUAGAUUCUGAGAUCUACGAAUUUCAUCGGGUUCUUAGCGUUUUUUCAUUUCUUUUUUCGUUUUGUUUUUGUUUUCAUGUCCGCAAUCAUCACUUUUUGAUUCGGAGAUGAUGAUAACUCGGUUGUAGUACCUUGAUUAUUUAUUUUUUUGGGGGGGAAAUUUUGAGCUUCUCUUGCUUAUUUCUCGUUCUUCUUUAAUCGUCAAAGGCCAGGAGCGCGAGAAAUGAGAAUUUCAUUUGUGAUGGCUCAGUAGUUUUGUAUCCCUAGAUCUGGUCCGAUUCUUGGUGAUUCCAUUCCAAAUCAUUUGAAAAGAUCUUGUUUCAGAUUAAGGUUUUUCCUCCCUCUCAGGUCGAGGCGUUGGGUAUUUUAGCUUGUUAGAUCGAGAUUGAGCCGGAGGGCUUCGGUUGUUGAGAGCGAUCGGGCGAUUGAUCGAGUUGUGCUUGGAAUCCAAGAUGAGUUUUUAUUUUCCCGACGAGGUUAUUGAGCACAUCUUCGAUUACCUGACCUCACAUCGAGACCGGAACGCGGUGUCUUUGGUGUGCAAAUCAUGGUUUAGGGUGGAGAGGUUCAGCAGGCAGAGAGUGUUCAUCGGAAAUUGCUACGCGACGAGUCCGGAGAAGGUGAUUUCCAGAUUUCCUCGGCUAAAAGCGGUGACCUUGAAGGGGAAGCCUCAUUUCGCGGAUUUCAACUUGGUUCCAUACAAUUGGGGAGGUUUUGUGCACCCUUGGAUCGAAGCCCUGGCGAAGAAAUGCCCCUGGCUGGAGGAACUCCGGCUGAAGAGAAUGGUGGUGUCUGACGAGAGCCUCGAGCUGCUCUCGCGUUCUUUCGCGAAUUUCAAGUCUUUGGUCAUGAUUACCUGUGAAGGGUUCUCGACCGACGGCCUUGAAGCCAUAGCUACCAACUGUAGGUUCCUAAGGGAGCUGGACUUGCAGGAAAUCGAUAAUGAGGAUCAUAGAGGGCACUGGCUUGGCUGCUUUCCUGAUAGUUGCACUUCACUUGUCUCCCUCAAUUUUGCAUGCCUCAAAGGGGAAGUUAAUUUGGCAGCACUUGAGAGACUUGUGGCAAGGUGUCCUAAUCUUACGAGUUUGAGGUUAAAUCGUAAUGUGCCCCUAGAGGCCCUCCAAAGGAUUCUGAUGCAUGCACCUCAAUUAGUGGACUUGGGUAUUGGUGCUUACGUCCACGACGUGCAUUCUGAAACCUUUUACAAACUGAAGAAUACUCUCCACAAGUGUAAAUCUAUUAGGAGCUUGUCAGGGUUUUUGGAGGUUUCUCCUCGCUGCUUGCUUGCCAUUCAUGGUAUCUGCUUAAAUCUGACCUCCUUGAACCUGAGCUAUGCGCCAGGGAUUCACAAUACUGAGCUAAUAAAGCUGAUUCGCCACUGCAAGAAACUUCAGCGCCUAUGGAUACUGGAUUGUAUUGGAGACAAAGGACUUCAAGAUGUAUCUUCCAACUGCAAAGAAUUGCAGGAGUUGAGGGUAUUCCCAACUGACCCCUAUGGAGUUGUGAGUUCACCAGUAACAGAGGAGGGUUUGGUUGCCAUAUCCAUUGGUUGUCCCAAGCUGCAUUCUUUGCUCUACUUCUGUGAACAGAUGACCAAUGCUGCUCUCAUAACAGUAGCCAAGAACUGCCCCAAUUUCACCAGAUUCAGGCUGUGCACCCUCAACCCGACAAAGGCAGACCCUGUCACAAUGCUGCCGCUGGAUGAAGGUUUUGGGGCAAUAGUUCAGUCAUGCAAGAGUCUCCGGCGGCUGUCCCUCACUGGCCUUCUAACCGACCAGGUUUUUCUCUACAUUGGAAUGUAUGCUGAGCAGCUCGAGAUGCUCUCAGUUGCCUUUGCUGGGGACAGCGACAAGGGAAUGCUGUACGUUCUAAAUGGGUGCAGGAAACUAAAGAAGCUGGAGAUCAGGGACAGCCCUUUCGGAAAUGUGGCACUUCUAACAAGCAUGGGAAAGUAUGAAACAAUGCGAUCCCUUUGGAUGUCGUGCUGCGACAUUACACUCGGAGCCUGCAAGACCCUUGCAAAGAAGAUGCCAAAGCUGAACGUGGAGAUCAUAAACGAUAAUGAUGACGAGAUGGAGGCUGUCCCCGAUGAUGAACAAAAAGUGGAGAAGAUGUACCUGUACCGGAGCAUGGCUGGGCCGAGGAGAGAUACCCCGGACUAUGUGUGGACAUUGUAGAGGCAUCCUCAGCCUAGCUCCCCUGGCUCCAUUGGAUAUUCCUUUUGUACUUUUUUAUUUUUAUGCUUAGGCCAGGUAUUUUUAUGGUCUUUUUAGAGUAUGGUGGUGUAGCAGGGUAUGGUUGGUUAAAUAUUAAAGAGAUUUUCUAUUUGUGAUC
Molecule: messenger RNA, 2670 nt
Organism: Malania oleifera
Lineage: Eukaryota; Viridiplantae; Streptophyta; Magnoliopsida; Santalales; Ximeniaceae
Product: protein AUXIN SIGNALING F-BOX 2
Exons: 3
Coding region: 789-2513 (574 amino acids)
Biological process (GO): SCF-dependent proteasomal ubiquitin-dependent protein catabolic process
Cellular component (GO): SCF ubiquitin ligase complex
Molecular function (GO): protein binding
Source: RefSeq, a predicted model, not a curated record